UUACGACUUUACACAGCAUGCAAAAUAAGCAUAAAAUAGGGAAAAAUUGAACCGGGUAAAGUGCAAUCAAAUAUCGCGUAAACGUAUAACAACGAAUGCUUUGAUCGAAUUCACUUCAGUUCGAUCCACAAGCCUGAAACGCCAGCAUCGGACGGAAACUGGUUUUAAAACGGGCUCUUGAAAAGUAAAAGUCACCUGGCACUUGUGUGUGUUAUUGUAAAAAUAAUGAGUGUAAUUACGAAACUGCUCAAGACAUUGUUUGUGUUCCUGUUGGCUGUCCUUCAUCUAGUUGUGAUUGCCUAUGAUCCCAACGAUCCCAAGAUAGCCGAAUGCUGCCUUCCGCCGGAGGGAAUGUUUGAGGCAUUCUAUCCCCGUGAAAAGGAGGGAAUCCCCAACAGCGCUUCGCGUCCCGCCCACUCCCAUGGAAGCUUCUUUAAGCAUCGAAAUCCUGCGCUAGUGGACACUAAAAACGCAGCAGCCUAUGGCUACCGAUUCGAUGGAAAGCGGCGCUUUAAUUUUGACUAAGCACACUAAAAUUUGGGGGUAAACUUUGUAUAAUGUGAAUAUUUUAGAUUCAUCCAAUAAAAAUAAAGGUUUACUAUGGUAAAUCCUAAAUCA
This is a messenger RNA of Drosophila ananassae, 618 nucleotides long. RefSeq lists its product as uncharacterized. The transcript has a single exon. Bases 226 to 525 code for a protein of 99 amino acids. The record is from RefSeq and is a predicted model, not a curated record. Lineage: Eukaryota; Metazoa; Arthropoda; Insecta; Diptera; Drosophilidae.